Molecule: messenger RNA, 276 nt
Organism: Humulus lupulus (European hop)
Lineage: Eukaryota; Viridiplantae; Streptophyta; Magnoliopsida; Rosales; Cannabaceae
Product: sugar transporter ERD6-like 5
Exons: 5
Coding region: 1-276 (91 amino acids)
Biological process (GO): transmembrane transport
Cellular component (GO): membrane
Molecular function (GO): transmembrane transporter activity
Source: RefSeq, a predicted model, not a curated record
AUGGGAAGUAUAUCAGUUGGAAUUACUCAGGUUUUGACCACAAUACUAGGAGUGUCUCUAAUAGACAGGUUUGGAAGACGCCCACUUCUACUGAUAUCUGCAACUGGGACUUGCGUAUGUUGUGCUACAAUUGGAUUAUCGUUCUUCUUAAAGGAUCUUCAAUUUAGUGACAAAUUUACUCCUGCUUUGGCUCUCUCGGGAUUACUGGUAUACUUCUUUGCUUUUGGGCUAGGCAUGGGAGCAUUACCAGGAAUUAUAUCAUUAGAGGUAUAUUAA